AUUCUGUGUCUGAGCACUGCACUGAAAAGAAAACAAGGCCACAAGUGUUGUUCCUGUUGGAGGGUAACUGCACCUGGUUAUGUGUUCCAUUUGAUCAUUCUUAACUUUAAAUAGCUCUCCCGAACAUCAGAAAGCUGAUUGGUUGGGUAUUCAUGAGAAGAUAUGUCAAUUAUUAAUUCCACUACGUACUCCAAUGCCAAUCCUGGGCUCGGAAGAAGACAGACAACAUCGCAAAAAUCAACAACUUAUCAGACAGGUGGUUUAUCAAAUAAAAAGAAAAUAGCCAAUUAAAUUACAUCAGAUCGAUCGGUCUUUAUUAGAAGCUAUUUCUUCACACAGACUUCAUCAUCUGGCUUCUAAUACAUAUACAUACAACUUAGAUGCUUGCUUAUGUUUGUUCCAUAUUGUAUGUAUGCUUGCAUGCAUUAUCAGAACAGUAAAGAUUUCACAACUUGUCAACAAGAUGUGUUUGCAACAGGCUCAUAGCAAGCUUGCACAUCCUGUUGACAAGUUGUUGGAACAGCAUUGCUACAGGUUUAUUACAAAUUGUGCAUUUUUAUGUGUGUAACUGUAAGCGCAUGUGAAGUCUCAUUCUUUAUUUCUUUUGAACUGCUACUCAUAAUGAUAGCUUCCUUUGCAUGCAAUAUAUUUAAAAAUAUCAAAUACAUGUACGGACAUUAAUCAGGUGAAGGAGGCUAACAAUCUGUCCAACAAUCCAAUACCAUAGUGUUUUAACUCUCAAAGUAAUGCAAUAAAUACUUACAUAUUCAUUCUUCCACACAGAAACAAAUGAUUGAGCUAUGUCGUACAACUGGUCAAAAAUUAUUGUUUGAAGGAAAGUAUGAGAGUGCUGUACCAGCUGCCUUAGCCGCAUUAAAGUUUGCAAUCCAGGUGUAUGGUCUGUCAAGUAUUGAGUUGGUUCCUUCCUAUCUCAUUUUGGGGGAGGCAAGCAUAGGUAAGAUUCAUUUCACUGACUGAUUAUAUAAGCCCAGCACUUUCCCUUAUUGACAAUACUGGUACAUACCUCUGGAAAGUAUGUCUUGGCUAUAAAGCCUCGUUUUCAUGUAUGUGACAUCAGUUAAAGCCUUACAUCUCAAUCACAAAAAUGAGGCUUUAUAGUGAUCAAGAUGAUAUACUUUCUGGAAGUGUAUAUAGUAAAGUUGUCUAACAUUAGGCAGAUUGUAUAACAAUGUAGGAAGCAUUAGAGCUGAACAGGUAAAGUAAUAACCUACUCACACUUUUUUGUUUUAAGGUCUGAACAAGUUAUCCCAAGCAAAUGAAUAUUUGUCGCAAGCACAGUGGACUGUGUUAAAAACUCCAGAGUGUGGCAAUGAGAUCAAAUCAAGAUUGUAUAGAAAUCUAGGAUUGUUAGAAGCAGCAAGAAAAAAUUAUUUUGAUGCUUUAAGUCAUCUAUCUAAUGAUGUAAGAUGACAAAAAUCAAAGUUUAAAUAUUGCUCUUUUUUACCUUCCUUCUCCAUUAUUAUUUCAGUUCACCAUGUCUUUUAUUCCUAAUCAUCUCUUCCAUGUAAUUCCUCACUGACAUUUCAUCUUUUAAAUGUCCAUGUCAUCUUUUCCUCUUUCUGCACUUUCUAUCAUUACAUAACCAUUCUUCUGAUCUCCUUGUACAUCAAUAAAAAACUCACAGGAUCUGUUCACUUUUCAGUGUAAUUUUACCUACUAGACCUACAUUUUCGUCAGAUUUUGCAUUCCUUAUCGUUUCCUUCUGCAAAUUUCCAGGAUCAGUAUCCAGAUUUGUAUUUCUCAUCUUGGGCUUAAUUUUCCAGCAAAUUGAUGCCAGAUCGGGAUAGAUGUAUCUAUUCUUGCGUUUCAAUCACGUGAAUUUUAGCAUAAUUUGACUCAGGUGGGGGUCAACCAUUGAACUGAGGUCAACUACAACAACAAAGAAACAAAAUGGCUGUCAACGCAUCUUAUGUAAAUGAGGUCUCCAACUAUAAAAGCCAGUAUAAAACAAUAAUACGUUAGCUACUCUUUACCCUUGACACAGAUCCUUGACCCCCACGUGACAUCAUAUGAAACCCAAGAAUAGAUUCAGCACAUCCCCAUAGUGUGUUGUUCAGUUGUUUUACAUACUUCGCAGUCAGUUCAUUCUUAGAAUUCAGUUUGAUAGUGAAUCACCUAGAAAUACAUGAAAAACCAGGAUAACUUGCAUAUUUAGGUGUACCAUUCAUCCUGUGCCUAUGGUACGGACGAUAUUCAAACGUCAGGAGGUUACUUCCACAUGGCAAAUGUUUUCUACAGACAGAACAGACUGGAUGUAGCUUUCUCGCUUUAUAACCAGGUAUAUAUCUGGGCCAUCGCUUUUAGGGUUGUCAUUUUAGUAUUUUUGACAAGACGGUUAGCAAAAUCUACAAGGGGCAAAAAUUAUUUAACGAAAUCCACAGUGGCGAUGCCAAUGUUUAAUGAUUUGCAUUAUUAAAACCUUUAGAAAUGUAUUUUUAAUUAAUCUAUUUAAAUGCAGGUUUAUUAGCAUAGCAGUUGCCGUGGCUAGCUUCGCCAUUGGUGAUCCCUAUACGACUAUCUCUCGUCCAAACUAAGUGUUUGAACUCAUUUUCAUUACGUUGGGCACAUGAAAAGUUGGACAUUUUACUUUCUGCAGGUUAUUGAUAUAUGGAAUGGUCAUUUAAGCCAUCUGGUGGAUCAGAGAACACGUGAACCUGAGGUUACUACUGGACUUAUUGGACAGAUGAUAAGUGGUGACAAUGCGAAUGAUAUCGAUGUUCUAGGUUAGAUUCAUAGAUAAACUGAAAGUUGAAAACAUAAUCUCGAUAGGCUCUCUAACCAAUAUAUCGUGACUGCAGAUUGGUAUGUUUUGUCAGAGUCGUAUACGAAGGUCUAUAGCUAUAGCCAAGGAAACAUUUUUGGAGAAAACUUUGAGAAUUCUGACAGUUCUAUAUUUAAGUUCUGUAUUUCCUGGAAUGUUUGCCAUUUGGAACUUUAGAGUUGCGAAGUAACAAAGUUUGCUUCCCAGAAGAGAUAAAAGUUGCGAAGUAACAAAGUUUGCUUCCCAGAAGAGAUAUCUUCAUUGUAGAUAACAUUAGUUUCUCUUUUAUAAAGGUGAAGCUCAAGAAGCAGAAGCAAUUCAAGUUUUGAAUGCAGUCUUAGAACUACGUGAACAACAAACUGUUCAGAAUGCGUCCAUUAUGUGUAAAGUUUACUACACUCUUACCAUGUUACAUUUUAUCCUAAAUGACUCGAAACAGGUAAUAUAACAUCUCAAAUGUGGCCCUUGGCAUAGCUUGCUUUCAGUUUCACUACGGCAUAGCCUGCCUGCUGAAUUUCUGUCCGAAAAAGGUUCGUCUUUUCUUAAGCCGUGCAGCAGAUGGUGGGAAAACGGCAAUUGAAAAAUCACAUCUUAUUUUUCACUGGAAAAUGUCAAAGAUACAAACCACGACAGCUGAUUGGUAUAUUGACAGCUAGAACAAUUUAGGAGCUUUCUAAAAUACUAUGAUUCUUGUUGUUUUCAGGCAGAAGAAUUUGCAGGCAAAGCAAAAACUGCGUGUGAGAAUAUUGUGUCUGGCGAUGCAGGGAUGGCAGAAAAAAUUUCCGAACUGUCAAAAGCAAUUGAACAGAUUGAAACUCCUACUUCAUAAAGCAACAUUAUUAAAUAUUUGUAAAUAUUUCAAUUUUUGUUGAUAAUCAACAUGUAGGGUCUAGUUCGAAUAUUUCAUGUGCUAACCCAAUGAAAGUGAGCUCAAACAAUGAGUCUAAGUCAUGAACAUUAUAGCUUUGGCCAGUGGGUUUGGCAUAUGAAAAGUUCGACAUUUGAAUUAGUGCGUCAUCAUGUUGUGUAUUAUACAGAUACUAUAGCAUUGGUUUCUUGCCGCUGGAUGUAUUUUCUUUUCACGACUUGGUUGGAAAAAUAAUUAAACAUGGUGUUUUCCUGUUGUUGAUUUGUGUGUGAAUUGUUCACUGGCUUGUACCACACUUAUAUCUUCAAAUAUUCUGUCUAUCACCAGAUGAUUUUACUCACAC
Molecule: messenger RNA, 3993 nt
Organism: Paramuricea clavata
Lineage: Eukaryota; Metazoa; Cnidaria; Anthozoa; Malacalcyonacea; Plexauridae
Source: the annotation of a GenBank genome assembly